GCCUUGGGCCGGAACGGUGUGCGGAACCGCUGCGCCGCCGGCCGGAGAGUGACGCCGCGCCGAAGCCGCCGAGGCGCGGGGCGAAUCCAGACUCAUCCCGAAUCCCGCUGUUGAGGAACCGGGAAAGCAAGAAGCCUCGGGACUGGAGGGAGGCCCUGACCCCACUGACCUUUACUUUGCACAAGGUUUUAAUUUGUUCUAGUCAACUUCAGCGAUUUUGAGCAAAAAAGAUUUUCCGGCCUGCAGCAUGACUUUGGCUUGAUGUGAAAAGAUUAAGAUUCUAGGCUAACGGGAAGAAACCAUUAGAGAAGGAUACCCCAAGGUCCAUGAGAGGAGAGUGCGUUACUUUAUGCCUUGGUUUGCUAUGGUUUCUCUGUAUAGCCCUGGCUGUCCCGGAACUCCAUAUCCAGUUCUUAAAAAUGAAACUUCACCAAUAUAGUUGUUGCCUUAUGAGUAUCCUUACCGCAGUCCCAUUACUGCUUGCCAAGAAAUUAUGAAUCGAGGAUCACAAGUUCACAUUUUUUUGGGUGCUCCAGUUGCUCCACUGAAAACGACAGUACCACAAGGAACAGCUUCCUUAAGGUCCACUGCCAACGCCUGGGAAAAAGUCAGACUCUUUUAUAAACAGCAUUCCUUGUAUCUGAAGACUGGAAAUCAGGAGUUUAAAAAUCUGGAAGAUUGUCAAGUCCUCGAAGGUCUUGGUCCUCCAGGCCUUCUUAGUGGUCACCUUUUGACGACGCCUGUGAGCAGAUCUGCUCAGGUGGACGAGGACACUAAACAUUGUGCCCCUGAAGCACAGAGUGUAAAAUCCCAGGGUAAUCUGAGUGAUAUGACUAGUGGACAAAUGUGUGCGCUUGAGGACGGAGUUCAGCAGUUACCUGAAGAAGAAAAAUAUCAAAAGCUUCAAUGUAAAAAUAAGAAAAUUAUAGAUGAGCAGUCUAAAAAUCAGUCAGAUCCCUGCGUUUGGAACUUCCAAAAAGAUUUGUUUGGGUUAGACCUUAAGUGUGCAGCUGAACUGGAUCUGGCCUGUCAUACUGAACAGAUGAGUACAGGGACAAAGCCAGAGCCGACAGGACAACAUGAAAGACAGAGUCAGGAGAGCUUUUCCUCUGACACAUGGUAUGAGCCGCAGUCUGAGGGAGCAGUCAGGAAGGCCUCAGACCAGAGACUGUCUACUGACGCUGAAUUUCUCAGUGUAAUGACCUCCAGCCAAUGGGCUUUUCUAGCUCAAGGGAAUGAUAAAGGUCAAGACUGUAUAAAUAAGAGGACUGUAAACAUGGAGGCAGAACCGACAGGAAGUCAAGCAGUCAGACGAACUGAAGGGGAUUUUAGUAAGCCUGGUGGAGAUUUCGAAGAAGAAUCUGAAAAUGAGCAAAGCCAAGUGUAUUCCCUGGAACUUUUUAGUCCUGUUUGUCCUGAUUCAGAAAGCAGUCACAUUCACAUAAACCCUGGAAAAAAUCUUGAAAAUACAAGCUCUCAAGAACUUUUCAGUAAGGCAGAAAACCUGCCAUCAAAUGAGUUGUGUAGCUCCCAUCAAAGUACCGCUAAAAGGAGCUGGUGCUCUAAAGACAAUUCCCAUCAUUCUACAGUUCUUUCUGAAGUCUGUCAGGUGUCCAAGAAGCCAAGGAUGGACUCUAACAUAAGAGAGGCAGCCAAAGCAGUGCCCCAGAGGAUCUUGUCUGAAUUUAAGGACAGUAAAAAAAUAACAUUAAUAAAAAAUUGUGAUUCUAAAAAUCAGAAGUAUAACUGCUUAGUCAUGGUGCUAACCCCAUGUCAUGUGAAGGAAAUAACUAUAAAAUCUGGACCAAAUUCUGGUUCUAAAGUGCCAUUAGCAACGAUUAUAGUUAUUGAUCAGUCAGAAAUUAAGAAGCGGGUUGUUCUGUGGAGGACUGCAGCGUUUGGGGCACUUACAGUGUUUCUUGGCGAUAUAAUUUUACUUACAGAUGUUGUUCUUCAUGAGGAUCAAUGGAUUGGUGAGAUGGUACUCCAGUCAACAUUUACCAGUCAGUUACUACAUCUCGGAAGUUAUUCAUAUGUCCAGCCUGAAAAAUAUUCCAAUGUAAUUGCUAAUGUUAUACUUCAGGACUUAUUGGCAUAUGUGUCUUCAAAACAUUCCUAUCUCAAAGAUCUACCUCCGAGGCAGCCUCAGAAAAUGAACACUAUAGAGUUUGUGGAGUUGGAGCACUUGCAGCCUGAUACAUUAGUCCAUGCAGUACUCAGAGUAGUGGAUGUCACUGUAUUGACAGAGGCAUUAUAUAGCUACAGAGGACAGAAGCAAAGAAAAGUUGUGUUAACAGUGGAACAGGCUCAAGGUCAACACUAUGUGCUUGUAUUAUGGGGUCCUGGGGCAGCCUGGCAUACUCAGCUUCAAAGGAAAAAAGAUUCUAUUUGGGAAUUUAAGUACCUUUUUGUUCAGCGGAACAGCAUACUAGAAAACUUAGAAUUACAUACAACACUGUGGACUUCCUGUGAAUGCCUAUUUGAUGAUGAAACAAGAGCAAUUUCAUUUAAAACAAAAUUUCAAAAAAAUACAUCUUCAUUUGUCAAGAUAUCAGACUUAGCAACUCACCUAGAGGAUAAAUAUUCAGGAGUGGUUCUGAUUAAAGCCAAGGUUUCAGAGUUGGCGUUUGCUGCAGCAGCUCAGAAGAUAGCUUUGGAUGCUCGCAGCACUCUGAAGAGCAUCUUCUCCUCUCUUCCCAGUGUUGUGUAUGCUGGCUGUGCACACUGUGGGUCAGAACUAGAGACAGAUGAGAACAGGAUCUACAGACAGUGUCUGAGCUGCCUGCCGUUUGUUGGGAAAAAAAUGUUCUACAGGCCGGCUUUAAUGACCAUAGUUGAUGGAAGAUAUAGUACUUGUGUCCAUGUUGGGUCAAAGAUGAUGGAGCAGAUUCUUCUCAACAUUUCUCCAGAUUGUCUCAACAGAGUAAUAGUGCCUUCCUCAGAGGUCACCUACGGCAUGGUCGCCUCAGACCUGCUCCACUCCUUGUUGGCUGUCAGUGCUGAACCUUGUGUGCUGAAGAUCCAGAGCCUUUUCGAGUUGGAUGAAAACAGCUACCCACUGCAACAGAAUUUCUCUCUACUAGAUUUCUGCCCUGACUCAUGUAAACUGUGGAGCCCAGGACUUUCUCUAAGGGCAGAGGACACAGGAGGCACUCCUGGAAAGGAGUAAUGAAACAGUCUGCCUUUUGAAGAUGUUUUUAUUUAUUUUUUCAAUUUUUUAUUAGAUAUUUUCUUCAUUUACAUUUCAAAUGCU
Mus pahari (shrew mouse) is the source of this 3253-nucleotide messenger RNA. RefSeq names its product shieldin complex subunit 2 (gene Shld2). Gene Ontology annotation, biological process: regulation of double-strand break repair via homologous recombination. The record is from RefSeq and is a predicted model, not a curated record. The transcript is spliced from 12 exons. NCBI's taxonomy places the organism in Eukaryota, Metazoa, Chordata, Mammalia, Rodentia, Muridae. The coding region runs from base 494 to 3169 and encodes 891 amino acids. Gene Ontology annotation, cellular component: nucleus; site of double-strand break.